Molecule: messenger RNA, 5504 nt
Organism: Zalophus californianus (California sea lion)
Lineage: Eukaryota; Metazoa; Chordata; Mammalia; Carnivora; Otariidae
Gene: TTLL3
Product: tubulin tyrosine ligase like 3
Biological process (GO): cilium movement; cilium assembly; protein modification process
Cellular component (GO): cilium
Source: RefSeq, a predicted model, not a curated record
GUUUCAGUUUGCUGCUUGCCCAUUGCCCUUACCAUACCUACAGCUGUUUUAUUCCUUUGUUGCUUGCUUUAAUGUUUCCCCUCCAAUGGGCUGUAAGAUCCAUAAGGUCAGGGAUCAUCUCUAGCUUCUUCCAGUCUCCAGCACCUAGCCCACUGCCUAGCACGGUUGCUCUCCAUAUUGUGGAAUGACUCAAGCCACAGGAACCACGACGCUGAAAUUAACAGGCAGCGCAGUGCUCUGCGGUCCGGAUUUCAGCCCGCAGGAGGGAGCACCCGAACCCACUACCCGAGGCGUGAUUGUGCCAGGGGAAUGGUUUCCAGGGCGACAGCAAACAGGAGGCGGGGCCUCGGAACCGAGGGCCCUGCUCCCCUGAGAGGAGGCGGCGCGCAGAGGGGAGGCGGGCUCGCGCGCGCUGGGAGGGCGCGCGUGGCGAGGGGCGCAUGCAGGGCCCCGGCGCGGCGCUGCUCCUGAGCGCGGGGGAGCGGGGGGUCGCGCACCAGGGCUCCGCCGCCUGGUACUGCCAAGAGGGCGGCUGCACCAGUUCUCCCGCCCCAUGGCCCCGGCCUCCCGCGACACUGCCUUGGCCCGGGCCCGCCUCCGCCUGUCCCGAGGGCGUUGGCGCUGGCGGCAAAGGCCGGGCCGGCAGUCCCUCUUUGCACCGCCUAGGCCAUGCCUUCGAGUCGCUGGCCCAAGGCACCCACACCCAGAGUGCAGCGGAUCUCCACCCCCUUGGGUCCCCGCACACUCCGGCUCCGGAUGAUGCCCAGUCGCCGGACGGUUCCCUUGUCCUCUGGCGAGGAUUCUCCAAGCCAUCUCACCACAUGGGCCGGCUCCGAAACGCCAGGAUCCACGUGGAGAGAGCUGUCAAGCAGAAAAAGAUCUUUAUGAUCCAAGGCCACUACCCAGUGAUACGGUGCCUCUUGCGCCGGAGAGGCUGGGUGGAAAAGAAGAUGGUCCAUCACUCGGGCACCACCCUGCCACCACCCCAGAAGGAUCUGGAUAGCUCAGUAAUGGGUGAUAGUGACACCACUGAGGAUGAGGAUGAAGAAGGGGACGAGGCAUUUCGGCCACCGCAGCUGUUUGACUUUGAUGAUUUACUGGAAUUUGAUGACCUAGAUGGGACACAUGCUCUGAUGUCCCGCAUGGUUCGGAACGAGGUCCCCUAUUUCAUCUGGACCACUCGGCGGGAUGUGCUGGACUGUCGCUUCCUCUCCAAGGAUCAAAUGAUAAACCACUAUGCCCGGGCUGGCUCCUUUACCACAAAGGUGGGUCUAUGUCUCAAUCUCCGGAAUUUGCCAUGGUUUGAUGAGGCUGAUGCUGACUCCUUCUUUCCACGCUGCUACCGCCUGGGGGCUGAGGAUGACAAAAAGGCCUUCACAGAGGACUUCUGGCUGACAGCUGCCCGCAACGUUCUCAAGCUGGUGGUAAAGUCCGAAUGGAAGUCAUACUCUAUCCAGGCAGAAGAGGAAGAGGCCCCAGGAGACAAACAGCCCAAGAAACAGGAGAAAAAGCCAGUAAUGGUGUCCUCCGAGUUUGUGGAUGAGGCUCUUUGUGCCUGUGAGGAGCACCUUAGCAACCUGGCUCACAUGGAUAUCGACAAGGACCUGGAGGCGCCGCUGUACCUCAGCCCCGAGGGCUGGUCCAUCUUCCUCCAGCGCUACUACCAAGUGGUCCACGAGGGGGCAGAACUCAGGCAUCUUGACGCUCAGGUCCAGCGCUGUGAGGACAUCCUGCAGCAGCUGCGGGCCGUGGUGCCCCAGAUGGACAUGGAAGGAGAUCGCAACAUCUGGAUCGUGAAGCCAGGAGCCAAGUCCCGAGGACGAGGCAUCAUGUGUAUGGACCACCUGGAGGAGAUGCUGAAGCUGGUAGAUGGCAACCCCAUGAUGAUGAAGGACGGCAAGUGGGUGGUACAGAAGUAUAUUGAACGGCCUCUGCUCAUCUUUGGCACCAAAUUUGACCUGAGACAGUGGUUCCUGGUGACCGACUGGAACCCACUUACCGUGUGGUUCUACCGUGACAGCUACAUCCGCUUCUCCACACAGCCCUUUUCUUUGAAGAACCUUGACAACUCAGUGCACUUGUGCAACAACUCCAUUCAGAAGCACCUGGAGAAUUCAUGCCAUCGGCACCCGCUGCUACCCUCAGACAACAUGUGGUCGAGCCAGAAGUUCCAGGCGCACCUGCAGGAGAUGGGGGCCCCAGACGCCUGGGCCACUGUUAUCAUGCCUGGCAUGAAGGCUGCAGUGAUCCAUGCCCUGCAGACCUCCCAGGACACCGUGCAGUGUCGGAAGGCCAGCUUCGAGCUCUACGGUGCUGACUUUGUGUUUGGUGAGGACUUCCAGCCCUGGCUGAUAGAGAUCAAUGCCAGCCCCACCAUGGCCCCCUCCACUGCUGUCACUGCCCGGCUCUGUGCAGGUGUGCAAGCCGACACCCUGCGUGUGGUCAUCGACCGGCGGCUAGACCACAGCUGUGACACAGGAGCCUUCGAGCUCAUCUACAAGCAGCCUGCCGUGGAGGUACCCCAGUAUGUGGGUAUCCGGCUCCUAGUAGAGGGCUCCACCAUCAAGAAGCCCCUGGCAAUGUGUCACCGGCGGAUGGGGGUCCGCCCAGCACUCCCUCACCUGCUGACCCAGAGAGGCUCUGGGGAAGGCAAGGACUUGGGGACCCUUACCCACAGGUCAGCUCCUAGGAAAGUUGCUGGGGCCAGGAGCCCGGGGCACACUGAGAAGCCAGCCUCCACUGCCCCCACCUCGGCCCCUGGAAAGGGGAAGAAAGGCAAGGCGAAAAGUGCCACAGCCCUGGUCAACCCCAAUCUCCGGAAGUGGGAGCCCCCCAGCACCAGGAUGGGCUGCAUUUUCACCAUGACCCUUGCUAGUGCGGACAGGCAGCUCCACCCCUUGAACAGAUUGCCAUUGAGUCUGAAGAACCCCCAGGCCCUGGCCCCUUACCACUUCCCCAGCCUCCACACCAAGGCCCGGCUGUCUUCUCCCCAUGUGCUCCGAUCCCAGGGGCGGGUCCUCAGACUGCAACACAGCAAGUUGGUGGGCUCUAAGGCCCUGUCGACCACAGGCAAGGCCUUGAUGACUCUACCUACUGCCAAGGUUUUGAUUUCCUUCCCGCCUAACCCUGAGCUCAAGUUGGCAUCCAGUGUCCUGAAACCAAGAAAGGUGGGCCUUGAGCUCGCCUUCGUGGUUCCCAUCCUGGAGGUGCCCUGUGGCCUCUAUCCUUCGAAGUUGGAAAUCUUCCUAGCACCCACAGGAAGAUCAAGACCAAAGGCAAGUUCAAGAUCAGACUGUGACAAACCCAAGGCUGAGGCAUGCCUCAUGAAGACACUGAGCCUUCCAGGACCCCUGCCCUUUAUCAAUGCAUACCAGGGGCUAGGGGGCAUGGGGGAUGUGAGGCUAGAGAAGCCCUUGCUUCGGUUCACUGCCCCUAUCCCGGAUGCAAUGCCAAAUAAAAAGGAGCAAGUAAAGUAUCCUGGGCUUGGCUCCAUUUCCAUUGGAGGGUGAAGAGAGGGUAGGCUGGGGCCCUAUACCCCAAAGUCCAGAAUGAGAGCUAGAGGCCAUCAGCAACCUCUCCACAAAGCAAAGGGCCAGAAUUCCACCCCCUGGCGACAGACAUGGGGCUUCCUAUGCAGGGACUCUCUGGCAUCUCAGAUCUUGGAUUGGGGGAUAAAGCCUCACUUUGUAGAUGAAGAAACUGAGUCUGAACAAGGAGACAUGGCUUGUGCAAGAUCAUGUGGCAGUGAGAAGGCUAGGACAUAUUGCCAGACUGCUCACCACUGGGAGAUCCCCAAGCCCCAAGCCCAGGGGAGAACCUGGGCUGGCAGCAGAGUGACAUCCAACGGGCAUCAGAUUUACAACGUGAGAUGGGGCAAGGAUGGACCUUGCCUAAGCACCAGCCCUUCUCCAGAGGGAGUUGGUCUGUCCCUUCCUCAGCAAGGGGCCAUGGUCGCCUAGAAAGGAAAUACCCAACCAGCCACACCCAUUUGAAAAACUUUGGUAUUUCUUAGUUAUAGUGAGUUGAAUGGUAGCCUUCCCUCCCCCAAAAGAUACACCUGCCUGGAACCCGUGAAUAACUUUCUUUGGAAAAAUGGUCUUCAUAGAUGUGAUUAAGUUAAAGAUCUUGAGAUGAGAGUACUCCGGAUUAUCCAGGUGGGCCCUAAAUCCGAUGACAAGUGUCCUGGUAAGAGAAGACACAGACACCAGAAGACCACGUGAAGGUGAAGGCAGACUGAUGUGAUGCAGCCGUGAGUCAAAGCUUGCAGCCACCAGAAGCUGGAAGAGGCAAGGAGUCAUCCCCAGAGGCUUCAGAGGACACUGCCCUGUAGACACCUUCAUCUCAGACUUCGGGCCUCCAAACAGAUCUCUGGGAAAAUCAGUUUGUUAUUUUACAAGACCAGUGCUCUAAGCCCUGAGCUACGGAGCUUCAGUUUCUGUUAUUUUAAACCACACAAGUUGUGCUAAUUUUGUUACAACAGUCCUGGGAAACUAAUACACUAGUCAAGUGAAGAUACAUAUACUCUGACCGCAUCUCUUGCAUAACUGAACCAGGAAAUGCAUACAAGCAGGUUCACACCAGUGUUGUGCUAACAGCUGAAUGAUGACAUUAACAGUAGAAUGGAUAAACUGGUAUAGUCAUGCACUGGAAUUCAAACCCACCAUACAUCACAGAUGCACUUCAUGGCAUGGGACAAAAACAAAUCACGAAAGAAUAUAUAUAUGUAUGUAUGGCAUGACUCCAUUUAUGGAAACUUCAGAAUUGGGCAAAACAAAAUACAUUAUUUAGGGAUGUGUAUGUAUGUGGAAAAACUUAAGCAAGGAAAGCUCCCAUGUCAGGGGAGGGGGUUCCAACCUAGACUGAAUAAUAGAACCCCUUCGGGAGCUUUAAAAAAGAUUGGUGUCAGGAUCUCCAUCCCAGACUGAUAAAAUUGGUAUCUUUGGGGUGCAGCAUCCCAGGGUAGGAAGGGGCUUUUUUAAAGCUUCGCUGAGGGGGUUCUACUAUGGGGCCAGCGUUGAGAACUGCUACCCUAACAAGGAAGGAGAGGCAUGUUUCUAUUUCGUGCCCUGAGUGGUGGUUAUGAGUGUCACCUUGUAAUUAUUCUUUAAAUCACAGAGCUAUUUAGGUACUCUUUGUAUGUUUGAUAUAUUUCACAAUUUUUUCAAGUAAAAGAUCUAAGAUCUUCACUUAUAUGAAGUCCCCAGAGUAGUCAGAUUUGUAGUGACAGAGGAGAAUGGCGGCUACUGGGGGCUGAGAGGAGCGGAUGGGGCAUCAGUGUUUAAUGGGGCAGAGUUUCAGUUCUUCAAGAUGAUGGGAUGUGACGGUUGCACCACAAUGUGAAUGUACUUAAUGCCACUGAACUGUUCACUUAAAAAUGGUUAAGAUGGUAAAUUUUGCUAUGUGUAUUUUACCACAAUUGAACGACAACAAAAAAAUCAGACAUUUCCUCUCAGCUAGAACUGGGACAGAAACAGCCAAAUAAAAAGACCAUAUACUGAACUCAG